AUGGAGGAGAAUCGCAUAUUUUGCGUGAUCGUCGGCGCGGGCAUGACGGGCGUCGCUUUAGCUGACAGGAUCCUAGCCACUGGUACCCUCAGGAGGGAUGAGUUUGUUAUUCUCGACAAGAACCAUGACUUUGGCGGAGUAUGGGAAACAAACAUCUAUCCUGGUGUAGCCUGUGAUAUUCCGAGCCACGCCUACGUUAUGAAAACCCAUCUCAACCCUGGAUGGUCCAAGAAAUUUUCCGAAGGCCGUGAGAUUCAGCAGUAUUAUGCAAACUGGGCAGACAGCAAACGUCUACGCGAGAACACAGUUUUCGGCGUUGUGGUACACGAGGCACGGUGGAAUGAAGAUACCCUCCUCUGGGAGCUCCUAGUCGAAGACCGCAAAUCUGGGGCUAUGUCGAAGUGGAUUGCCAACGUUCUAUUCGACAAUGGAGGAGGCUUCUACCGUGCCAAGUUUGCCGACAUACCUGGCCGCGAGAAUUUCAAGGGCGAGCAAUGGCACACUGCACAUUGGCCGGCCGAUGCCGACCUGCGCGGGAAGCGCGUGGCUAUGAUCGGAACUGGGCCCAGCGCUGCUCAGGCUGGCCCGCGGAUCCAGCCAGAGGUACAGAAGCUCUAUAUGUACCAACGCAGUUGUGGACACGUUCUACCACGCGGCAACUAUGAGAUACCAUCCUGGGAGAAGGCCCUGUUCCGCUGGUUCUAUCCUAUACUGUGGCUCUACCACGUCUCCUGGCUCCUAUUUUUUGACAGAACCCGACGCAUGUGGAUGAGCGGGACAAAAGAGAAUCAGGCUUGCCAUGAAGCAUGCAUCAACUUUCUCGAGAGGGAAGUCAAGGACCCUGUCGUCAGAGAUAAGCUGCGACCGACAGUGGCAUUUGGCUGCAAACGUGUCUUGUUUCUUGACGACUGGUACUCUCUUUACAACAAACCAAAUGUCGAGCUUGUCACAGAGAAGCCACUACGCAUUACUGAACACGGCAUCGUUUCGAGGCUGCCUCACGCUCUAUCUGAUACGGAUCUCAUCGACCAGCCUGUGGGAGCUUAUCAGCAGAAGACAUCGGAAGCCGAUAUUGAAGAGGUCGAGAGAGAGGUGGAUGUGUUGAUCUGGGCGACUGGAUUUGAUAUGAACGAUUCAGGCGGUCAUUUUAGGAUCUAUGGCAAGAAUGGCAUGACGCUCUCGGAAACAUGGAAGGAUUACCCGCAGACAUACUGGGGAGUCGCUGUCACCGAGUUUCCUAACCUCUUCCUUACGCUUGGGCCUAACUCGGUCAACUAUUGGUCCAACAUCACAACUAUCUGCGAGUUUCAGAUCAACUAUCACUGCAAAAUUCUCAAGCAUAUCAGAAAGCAGGUAGAAACGUCACAGUAUGCCCUCUAUCCCAACCCUGAGGUACAGAAAAGCUUCAAUAAGUGGCUGGCGGACAACCGAACUACACCAGGCACUCCAACCUUUUUGGCAAGCAACUGCGCAACCUACCAUAAAACACCAUCGGGUGCGACACCGAUGUAUAACCAUUUGCGCAUCUGGGAUUCUUUUUGGAAAAUGCGGAAGGUUGACUGGAACGACUUUGUGGAAUUACGAAAGGCCAAACUAACCUCAAAGAAUCUGGAGCUAAACACAAGCGUCGCUUGA
Thyridium curvatum is the source of this 1635-nucleotide messenger RNA. RefSeq lists its product as uncharacterized. The record is from RefSeq and is a predicted model, not a curated record. NCBI's taxonomy places the organism in Eukaryota, Fungi, Ascomycota, Sordariomycetes, Thyridiales, Thyridiaceae. The transcript has 5 exons. Bases 1 to 1635 code for a protein of 544 amino acids.